Aphidius gifuensis is the source of this 811-nucleotide messenger RNA. Its product is annotated as ragulator complex protein LAMTOR2 homolog. Gene Ontology annotation, cellular component: Ragulator complex. The coding region runs from base 105 to 500 and encodes 131 amino acids. Gene Ontology annotation, molecular function: guanyl-nucleotide exchange factor activity; molecular adaptor activity. Gene Ontology annotation, biological process: positive regulation of TOR signaling; cellular response to amino acid stimulus. Lineage: Eukaryota; Metazoa; Arthropoda; Insecta; Hymenoptera; Braconidae. The transcript has 7 exons. The record is from RefSeq and is a predicted model, not a curated record.
GACCGGCUGAUUUAUUUCACAAAUUUACAAUGGAAACUAGCCAUUAAUAAAAUUUGACACUUUCAAAACAACAAUAAAACUGUUGUUAUUAUGUAUUUAUUGUAAUGUCAAAAAUGUUGAAGCCAAAAGCACUAACGCAAGUUCUCAGUCAAGCAAAUACUGGAGGUGUUGAAAAUACAUUAUUACUAAGUAGAGAUGGAGGUCUAUUGGCAUACAGUGGAUAUGGUGAUAAUGAUGCUCGAGUAACUGCAGCAAUAACAAGCAAUAUUUGGUCAGCAUAUGAAAAAAAUGGUAGAAGUGCAUUUAAAGAAGAUGAACUAGAAUUUAUUCUGAUGAAUUGUCAAAAUGGAAAGGUUGUCAUUACUGAAGUUGCUAAUUUAUUGCUGUGUUUGUAUGCCAAGGAAAAUGUUGGUUUUGGUUUGCUCAGAGAAAAAGCUCAAGCACUUUCAAAGUAUCUUGAACAACCAUUAAAAAUAAUUGCCAAGCUCAAAAACGCAUGAAUGGUGAAAACGUGUUUGAUUCUAAAAUAACUGUGAAGUUUUUAAAAGAUAAAGAAAAUCGUCGAGCUCAAGAAAACUUGAGUUAGGAUUUAGCAAGUGAAUCUGAAACGGCCACUGUCUCACCAGUACAAAUGUACGGCGUAAAUUCGUCAUCAGCUGGUGUUGCAGGAAGUAUUCCUAGCACACCACAUUGUCACUUAUCAUCACCAGUUGUUGGUGAAUUUUCUUGCAAUUAUUGUCACAGCAUUCCUUCACCAGCUGAUAUGAUGCCACCAGCACAAAUGUUUGGAGACGGAAAUUGUCAUUCAAGU